AUGAAACCAACUUCAAAUCAAUCAACUUCUCAAUAUCAUUCAGCAAUCCUCAAUCAACAUCAAUCAAAUCAUCAUGAUCAAUUACCUUCUUCAUCAAAAUCUAUCAUCAAACAACAUCAUCAACAUUCGAAUAGUAACACUUCAAAUUCAUCUUAUACUGAUCAAGAUGUCGAUUAUUCUUUCGAUGAAGACCUUGACUUUUAUGACUCUUUACCUCAUCCUUCAGAUCCUCCGAUCACAAUAACCGAUUCAAAACAACCUUCUACAAACUUAUCUUCUUCUAUUGCCAAUCCUCAUAAACAAACCAGUACCUCAACUUCAACCGUGCCCUCUAAACCUACUACCCAGUCUAGCCUUCUUCCCAAUUCAGAGCUCACCCCGAGAGCUUACUCUUCAAUUCAUUCAAACCCAUCAACUACUUUACCACGGGCUUUGGACUGGAAAUUCCCAAAGGAAUCUGGAACUUCUUACAUUGCUCCUCCCUUGUCUCCUCGCCUUCGAUCGUCAUCUCGUCGUCCUUCCCAUCCUAAGGAACCACCAGAGCCUUCAAAAAAAUCAAAUCCAAGCUCUCAACUUCCUCCAAGCUCAAAUUUAUCCAUUAUUCCCACCCGAUACACCUCUUACACUAACAACUCGGUUCCGAUCGUCGUCCCUCCUCCGGUAUCUCCAUAUUUGAGCUCAACUCUGCCCUCAAUCGUUAUGUCUUCUCGGUCCGAGGCGGAUGGAGUAGAUAUGAAGGCUCGCGGCAUUGAAUUCAGAGGCGUCAUGCACGAAGGUUUGGCGCAAGCCACCAAGCCUGAUCUUGAUACAACCAUUGUUUGCUCAACACCACCGACUAUCGUAGACCCCUCUCAGUCUUCGGAACCCCCUCUACCUGUUCCUAUCUCUCCUGAGGCUCUCCUAAUGCAUGUCCGCCAAAUGAGAUACGCAUCCAAAAGACGACAACUGACACCUAACCAUUCUUCCACCUCUGGCUCUCAUGAUGCUCCCUUGAAAUUGCCAGUCCAUAGUCGUGCCGGUAGUAACACCAGCUCUACAUCAGAAGACAACCUUCAAUAUUCAAUCCAUUCUCCUCAGUUGCAGCCCACCCACAUUGUCUAUGAACCUGUGGCACCCGAUCAUGGAACCGUUUCACAAUCACAAUCACUUUCCCUGCCCUUGCCCGGUACUGGAUCCUCAGAUGAAAUCAAGCCAAUGGCAGAAACUUUGGAUCUUUCUCAUCAGCGCAUCGCUGAUCUUACUCAACCUGUUGUGGAAGAAUUGGCCGAAUAUGUUGAACGUUUGGCACUUGGCUAUAAUUACCUGCCCGUAUUACCUGAUCAUUUUGCUAUCCUCGGUGAAUCACUUCGCUAUCUCAACCUUCGUGGCAAUCACAUGGAAGUCUUUCCAGAGGUGGUGAGCAACACUAUUUACCAUGAUCUUGGCUAUAUUUACGGCUUGUGUUUCAGUCAAUUUGCUGACUUGAGGUAUUUCACCAGCUCACGCGAAUGCCAUCUCUCGAAAUCUUGGAUGUGA
This is a messenger RNA of Melampsora larici-populina 98AG31, 1515 nucleotides long. RefSeq lists its product as uncharacterized. The transcript has a single exon. The coding region runs from base 1 to 1515 and encodes 504 amino acids. The record is from RefSeq and is a predicted model, not a curated record. Lineage: Eukaryota; Fungi; Basidiomycota; Pucciniomycetes; Pucciniales; Melampsoraceae.